CACUUGCUUUUCUGAAGGAGAUUGGCCCAUGAUGACACAAAGCAGAACACACACCUCAUCAAAAGUCUAAAACCUCAACUUCAGCAAAAUGAAACCCACAAAUUCUUCUGUCCUUUUCCUCAAUCUCAUCAUUAAAUCUUUCAACAUCAUCUCUUGUAUUGUACCCCUCCACAUUUCCCGAUUCCAACGAAAACAGCUUUUGGCCUCACUCUCGAAACAGACUUGAUGAGAUCGCGAAAUAACACUUCCCUCACAGGCUCACUCACCCAUUUCCAAGAUAGUGUCCUCUCUCUUUCACCUUUUUUUUUCUCCCAUUCUUGAUCUUCUUGAUGCCUCCAACGUUCUUGCCUCUCCGGUGGGCGAACACCCGAGACUAGUGGUGGUGUGCCUCUCCAAUAGAAUGUGCAGCUGCUAAUGGCCACUAUGAUCUCGUCCGAGAGCUCCUCCACAUUGACCCCAACCACCUUAUUGAGCUCACCUCACUCCGCCGAAUCCGCCGCCUUGAGGCCCUCUGGGAGGAGGCGGGCAACGUGGGGCGCUUCUGCAGCAUUGCCAAGCACCGCACCCAGGUGGCCCGGCAGCUCCUGCUGGAGUGUGAUUCGAAAAACAAAGAUUCCCUCGUCAAAGGUCGAUAUGGUAUCGGUGGGUGGCUCAUGUACACUGCUGCAUCGGCAGGGGACCUGGAUUUUGUCCAAGAACUGCUCGAGAGAGACCCGUCUCUUGUUUUGGGAGUGGGCGAAUACAGCGUGACCGACAUUCUUUACACCACUUCCAGGAGCAGAAGCCAUGAAGUCUUCAAGAUGGUUCUUGAUUUCACGGUGUCUCCAAGGGCGUUGUCGUCGAUGACGAAGAAUGCAGGGCAGGGAGAGGUUGCUUGCUUGUACAAAUGGGAGGUCAUGAACAGAGCAGUGCAUGCUGCUGCUAGAGGAGGCAAUUUGGAGAUCCUGAAGGAGCUCAUUGCGAGUGACGACGGAUCCGAUCUUCUGGCUUAUAGAGAAGCUCAUGGCUCCACUGUCUUGCACUCUGCUGCCGGCAAAGGACAUGUCCAGGUGGUUGAGUAUCUUAUUCAAGCCUUUGACACGAUCGACUAAACUGACCACCGAAGCAACUUGGCGUUGCACAUAGCUGCUUACAAGGGUCAGUUACCCACCAUUCGGGCACUAAUUUCUGCUUCUCCAUCUUCUAUCUCUUCCAAGAACGCAAAUGAAAAGACUCUCCUCCACAUGGCUAUUUCCGGUCUCCAAGCUUCAGAUUUCGGGAGAUUGGAUGUCCAGAUCCAGACGAUGAAGAAAUUCAUUAGCGGGGAAGUCUUUCAUGGAGACAUAAUCAAUGUGAAGAAUAACCAUGGCCAGACCGCUCUUCACUUGGCGAUCAUCGGUAAUGUGCACAUUAAACUAGUGGAGAUAUUGCUGGCGGCACGAGGAAUCGACGUGAAUGUUCCUGAUGAAGACGGCAUGACCCCACUCGAUUGGCUCAAACAGCGACCGCACUCUGCAUCAUCUGACAUACUAAUAAGAAAGUUAGUUUUGGCCGGAGGCCGAAUGCUUGGGAUUCAGGAAUUUUCUGCUAGAGAAGCCUUGCCUUUGGAGAUAAAGACGCAUAGUAAUGGAGCUACUAGCCCCGGAACAUCUUUUCCAAUAGCCGAUGACGAAAUUUUCUUGCACGCCAGGGUUCGGGACACAUUGGAUGCUGACGGCUAUCGGAAUAGCACGGGAAUCAACUCUUGUUCGUUUGACUCGACCAAUGAAAACAAUAGUUCGUGCAUAAGUGAGAAAUCUGGUUCUGCGACUAACAUUGGGAGGCGACUCAAGAAGUUCAUGUGGCCAACGAUAUGCGCAAACAAGCAUGAGCCAGGAAUCUCCAGUAAGUAGAUGCACACAAACCUUGCUACAAGUAGAGAUGUUCAUUGUCAUUCUUGAUUUGAUUCAUUGUAAUGCUAGCGAUUGGC
This is a messenger RNA of Syzygium oleosum, 1948 nucleotides long. RefSeq lists its product as uncharacterized. The record is from RefSeq and is a predicted model, not a curated record. Lineage: Eukaryota; Viridiplantae; Streptophyta; Magnoliopsida; Myrtales; Myrtaceae. Gene Ontology annotation, molecular function: protein binding.